Neoarthrinium moseri is the source of this 1953-nucleotide messenger RNA. RefSeq lists its product as uncharacterized. The transcript is spliced from 2 exons. Gene Ontology annotation, molecular function: 7S RNA binding; protein binding; ribosome binding. Gene Ontology annotation, biological process: SRP-dependent cotranslational protein targeting to membrane. NCBI's taxonomy places the organism in Eukaryota, Fungi, Ascomycota, Sordariomycetes, Amphisphaeriales, Apiosporaceae. Gene Ontology annotation, cellular component: signal recognition particle, endoplasmic reticulum targeting. Bases 1 to 1953 code for a protein of 650 amino acids. The record is from RefSeq and is a predicted model, not a curated record.
AUGUCCGACCCCGCCGCAGCUCUCACGGCCCUGCUCCGCGCCGCCUCCAUCCAAGACCACGACGAAGUCUUGAAGGCCGCCAACGCCGCCAUCAAGGCCGACAAGUCCAAUGCCCACGCCCACCACACGAGGCUCGUUGCCCUGCUCAAGCUCGACCGCUUCGACGACGCCCUGCGCGCCCUGAGCGAGGCUGGUGACCGGCUCGAGAAGGAGUGCGCCGUCGAGAAGGCCUACGCCCUCUACAAGGUCGGCAGGCUGCCCGAAGCCGAGGCAGCAAUCGGCACCGUCCAGCCCGCCACCCGCGCAUCUCGCCACCUAGCCGCCCAGAUCGCCUACCGUGCCGAAAAGUUCGACCAGGCCGCCCCCGCCUACCGCCAGCUCGCCGCCGACGUCGAGAGCGAGGGCCUGCCGGGAGAGGAGAACGACCUGAGGAUCAACGGUCUUGCCACCAAUGCCCAGCUGCAGUGGAAGGGCCAGGGCGACCUGGUCGACGAGCACCUGCGUCAGCCCGCCCGCGAGGACCUCGAGGCUUUCGAGACGGCCUACAACGCUGCCUGUGGCUGCGUGGCCCGUGGUGAUUUAGCCAAGGCGUCUGUCUUGCUCAAGCGCUCUAGAGAUCUUUGCGAGGCGAGCGAGGAUCUGUCCGACGCCGAGAAGCAGGCCGAGCUGCUCCCCCUGCUCAUCCAGCACGCCUAUGUCCUCACCCGCCUAGGGAAAACCGCAGAGGCCACAAGCCUCCACAAGUCUAUUACACUGCCUGAUGUCCCAGAGCCGUCCGCCAAGGUAGUCGCCCAGAACAACCAGACGGCCCUUGGCUCGGAGGAUCAGAACCCCUAUCUCACUCAGCGCCUGAUUGAAUCGGCCUCCGCCCUUUCCGGCAACGACCAGCUGUUCGAGUACCAGGCCGCUGUUUUGAGAAGAAACAGGUAUGCCCUGGGCCUGCAGAUGCAAAAGUUCGACGGCAUAGAAUCCUCUACGUCGAAGCAGAUAUUGAAGGCUCCUACACCAACUGCAUCCACCGAGAUUGCUGGACUCGGUGUCAUCAACGCCGCGGCCCGCGCCCAGCUCCAGGCAGGAAAGAUUGCCAUCAAGGAGAUCUUGCCCAUUCUGGAGAAGCGACCCGCUGAUAUCGGUCUCCUCCUAACCAUCAUUCAGCUCUAUGUGCAGACCAAGAACCCGGGGCCCGCGCUUGGCUUAUUGGAGGCCUUCCUGAAGCGCCUGGAGCAGGCUACCACGCCAGACCACGGAGAUGCCCGGUUUUCCCCUGGCCUGGUGGCAGUGACAGUAGCACUCUACCGUCUGUUCGGGCGUCAAAAUUCCAUACGGACCGAGUUGGCAAAAGCCGCUGCGCACUGGCGGACCCGUUCCAAGGAAUCUGCGACUUCCCUGCUCCGGGAGGCUGGCGUGGAACUUCUCAAGUCGUCAAAUCCUGACGACCUAGCUUUGGCCGGCGACACCUUUGAAGGUUUGGCUGCAAAGUCCAAGAACGAUACCAUCGCUGCGGCAGGCCUCGUGGCUUCCUUCGCCACCACGGAUUACCCCAAGAUUGAGCCGUAUUUGUCCAAUCUGACGCCGGUUGAGAGGCUGACCGCUGGUGUUGAUGUUCAGGCGCUGGUUGAAGCCGGCGUGGCGUCCGUUGCCGCCGUAGCCCCUGAGAGCAGGAAGCGACCCGCCGAUGUGGAACCCCAAAAGGCGAACAAGCGCCGCAAGAAGAAGAGGCUGCCCAAGGACUACGUCGAGGGUACAGAGCCUGAUCCGGAGCGCUGGUUGCCAUUGCGUGACCGCAGUACCUACCGCCCCAAGGGCAAGAAGGGCAAGAAGCGUGCCCAGGAGGCGACGCAGGGUGGUGUCGUCAAGGAGGAGGAGACGCUGGAGCUGGUCGGCGGCGCGGGAGCCGUCAAGGUAGAGAAGGCCACCGGCGGCGGAAAGAAGAAGAACAAGAAGAAGAAAUGA